AUGGUUUCGUGCGUGACAUGGUCUCCUCGACGUUCAACACCCGGUCGCCUUCCCGGCGGGCCCAACCGAACGAGGAUCUACGUCGCAUCAUCUGCAGAGCAUGAGCAGUUCCAGGAUCCCGAGAACCAGCUACGAAGAUACGGUGCGCGAUAUGGGAAGCCCUACCUGCUGCAGUCGAUUGUGGACACGGCCCCUCGCGUGCGAGUGCGAAAGGCGCGCGACAGGGCACGGGAUCAGCUGGCAGAUCUCGCGGUGAUGAACGAGCGGCUGAUGCACGGCGACGACGCGCGCGCGGCCGCCAUCCGCCAGCGCCUGGACUACCUGCGCCGCAGGCGGCUGGCCUGGGAGAUGGUUUACGACGUGGUGAUCAGGGACGACGCGCUGUGCACGCUGAGCGUGAUCGAGGAGGCCAACAGCCGCGUGCAGCGCAUCCUCAGCGAAGAGCACCGCGAGCGGGCGGGGGUGGCCUCACUGCGUCGCCAGAUGGUGGAGCUGCAGGGGGAGGUUGCGAGCGCACGGGCGCGCCUAGACGCCACCCAGGAGGCUCUGGCCAGGAACAUGGCCGCCAUGGAGCGCCUGAGGGUGGAGGCCGAGGCUCUGCAGGGCCUGGUAGCUGGCGGGAACCUGGUCAAGCGGCGGCGUGGCCUCAAGUCCAGCCUGUUCCUGGAGCCAGGGCUGAAGGAGCACUGGUAUGGCGUCGCGUUUUGCAGCCAGCUCCAGCCGGGCUCUACGCUUUCGUUUGAACUUUUUGGAGAGAUGUGGGAGCUGCGCCGCCAGGAUGGGGGCGUGCCGUGCACUGAGGUGGACGGCUUCGUGUGGGUCUGGCCCGGGUCGCAGGCGCCCACCCCGCCGCCCACCGCCUCGGCCGUGCCGCUGGGCUUCCGCUGCCAUGCUGAGAUCGAGGUGGAGGUGCCGGUGGAGCACGGCCUGCUGCUGGAGAACCUGCUGGACCUGGCGCAUGCCCCCUUCACCCAUACCAGCACCUUUGCCAAGGGGUGGCCGAUCCCAGACGUGGUCAAGUUCCAGGCCACCAAGCUGCUAACGGGCAACUGGCAGCCCUACCCCAUCACCAUGUCCUUCGCCCCGCCAAACAUGGUGGUGUCGCUCAUCGGCUUAUCGCGCCCAGGCGUGGUGGAAAGGGGUCUGAGCGCGGAGUCGUGCAAGCGCCACCUGCACCAGCUCCACGUCUGCCUGCCCAGCCGCCCCGGCCACACUCGCCUGCUGUACCGCAUGAGCAUGGACUUUGCUGGGUGGUUGCGCUUCGUACCCGGCAUCGCUGCCUUCUGGCGCAGCAUCGCCGGGCAGGUGCUGGGCGAGGACCUGGUGCUCGUCCGCGGCCAGCAGGACCGCAUGCUGCGAGGGGCUGACACCUGGCAGACGCCGGUGUCGUACGACAAGCUGGCGGUGCGGUACCGGCGCUGGCGCAACCGGUUGGAGGGCGGGGAGCUGGACAGGGAGGUGGUGGCGCAGGCCGCGGCGGCGCUGGCCAUGUCGGCUGGGGAGAUGUUUGCGCUGUCGGAGGAGAGGUGCGGGGACGACAACGGCACCUGCGUCGCGGAGUGA
This is a messenger RNA of Auxenochlorella protothecoides, 1563 nucleotides long. Its product is annotated as Chlorophyllide a oxygenase, chloroplastic. NCBI's taxonomy places the organism in Eukaryota, Viridiplantae, Chlorophyta, Trebouxiophyceae, Chlorellales, Chlorellaceae. Gene Ontology annotation, molecular function: chlorophyllide a oxygenase activity. Gene Ontology annotation, biological process: chlorophyll biosynthetic process. The transcript has 8 exons. The record is from RefSeq and is a predicted model, not a curated record. Gene Ontology annotation, cellular component: chloroplast. The coding region runs from base 1 to 1563 and encodes 520 amino acids.